Messenger RNA from Babesia bovis T2Bo, 5884 nucleotides. Its product is annotated as bromodomain containing protein. The record is from RefSeq and is a predicted model, not a curated record. Gene Ontology annotation, cellular component: transcription factor TFIID complex. Gene Ontology annotation, molecular function: RNA polymerase II general transcription initiation factor binding; histone acetyltransferase activity; RNA polymerase II general transcription initiation factor activity. The coding region runs from base 271 to 5844 and encodes 1857 amino acids. Lineage: Eukaryota; Apicomplexa; Aconoidasida; Piroplasmida; Babesiidae. Gene Ontology annotation, biological process: transcription by RNA polymerase II; RNA polymerase II preinitiation complex assembly. The transcript has a single exon.
GGAGAAACAUUUUCUGUUGUUUCGGAAUUAACGUUGUCCCUCAUUACACCGUAGGGCCGAUUGAAUCUAUAUGGGUGACUCGUGAGCGAACCGGUAGCUCCCUAGUAUCCAUAGUGUUAUAUUAUAUUCGUAAAUGGUUUUUAUAUAGUGUUUGGUUGUCACCAGAGUUGACGGUGGUUGGUGUUUGCGUGACUCUAUACCUUCACAUCAACCAUCAAUACUGUAGAAGUUAUUUUUUGAGUUAUUGGCUAUGAUAACUACAGUUACACGAUGGACGGAAGCGGCAAGGUAAAUCCAUCACCUCGUGGCGACUCGGAUGCUACGUUACCAGCUGUAGAUUCUCUUCCUGUUGAAACGCCAGAAAAACUGAGCGGCUAUACAGAAAAUGCCAGUUAUAAUGCGACCAAUUCCCUACCUACAGCAGACGAUGGUGUGAAAGCUACACAAAGUUCGAUACCUGUCGUAGAAGGGGGGUCUAUGGAUAGAGCUAAUCAUCCUGGGACGGAUUCCACGGGUGGGAUGCCAACGUCUGGUACACAAGGUUUUUUCCCUAUACCUCCAAUGAUGGGUAUGCCUAUGGGAUCUGCAGAUGGCAAUGCUAGUGAAAAUGCUGGAAACAAGAUGAUGCCAUUUGGUGGUUGGAUUAUGGAUGGUAUGAUGCCCAUGCCGAUGAUGCAGAAUAUGGGCACAUCUAUAGAUGGUAGUCUGAUGCCUGCCAUGUUCCAAACCUCAGGUUCUAAUGUUAUGAAAACCGAUGACGGUUCUCAAAUGCCCAUGAUGUUUUACAAUCCAAUGAUGACGGAUGGUAUGUCUACGGACUUUAGCAAGAUGGCUAAUGGCAAGAUGAUGAAUCCCCAGCUUCCGAAUAUUAUGACGCAACUUUGGCCCACCAUGGACGAAAAUACUGCUCUUAAUAGUUUGAAUAUGUUGUUCAUGCCUCAGAAGAGCGCUCGUCAGAAGCGUGUAUCUGAGUUGGAUAGUAUGAAAUCAAUUCCUACUUCAGUUCAGGUUCGUGAAACAUGUCAGCUAAAGUCUUGGCGCCGUAAGCUUCAAAAAGGGCGUGUGCAGCAAAAGCUAGAAGCUGAGGGCAACGCACCCGUCUCACAGUUGCAGCAACAUGACGAUACUCAGGAUACUUUGGUGGAUACCGAUUAUGCAUCUUCGCCAGAGACUACAGACAAAGAUUUAUCGCAGCCUGUUUGUUUAAACAUCGAAAUGAGUUGGCACCAAAACCGUUAUCAAUCGGAUUACGUCUUAACGGAUGCUGAUAUGAAAUGUUUACGUCUUUUUGAUGAAGAUGAGAAAGAUACGUAUAAACAUCGUGUUGCGCUUGGAAAAAUCAAAUCGCUUGAUCCAAGUUGCUACAGUUUCAUGUACAUGGACGAUUUGGAGAUUCCAAUUUCCGGAGAAGACGUUGGUAACUUACGUCUUUGGGAAGACUUUAAAGAGGAAACAUCAUCGACCAUCUCGGAUAAUGAACUCUCAUUGCACCUUAAUGACCCAAUAACUCCUAAAGUUGACACUCUUGCUUCUAAACUUUUGGGAACUUUGUGUAUCGACGCCGUGGCUGAUCGGCAGCCGCUUCAUGAUGGUUCAAGUUCGGCAUCAUCGUCGAUACCCUCCGAUCUUAAUUCAGACGCCGAGGAUAAUAAAACAACAUCAGAGUCUGUUAUGGUGGAACAGGAUAAUACAGGUCAGCUGAACAUUGAGGAUGAACUUGCCUCCGACUUUGAUGAGGCUUUUAAUUCUGAUUCCGCGGAGAAAAUAGAGGACCAAUUUGAUGAGAUAGAUACUGUUGAUACCAGUCUCAAUGCAUUUACCGGUGAUGUUCCAAACUUGAUGGAUGAGUUAGAGGACGAGCUUCUGGGAGAGUUGCCUAGUGAUGCUAAGAGCAGCGAUAGUGGUGACAGGGACCAGGACUUGGAAGACGAGUUUGAUUUUGGUAUAAUGGAUCAGCAUCAUGAUGAACAGCCUCUUACGAUUGGUACAUUUGCCGAAAAUCAAACUGUUGUUCCAGCUCCUAGCACGACUGUGGAACCUUCACGAAUGGAUGAUGUUGACUACUUUGGUGAAAUACCCGGGACAUACGCUCAUUAUCGUGCACAGCUUUCUAGGUUGAUGGAUGCCGGGGAUAUCGUACACGAGUGGCGUCGGUUCCGCAAUCGUUUUGGUCCCGAUAUAUCUUUGUCAGAAUUGGUAGAGUUUGAGCAUGUAUGGCGUAUUUUCCAGGAAAAGCGUGUUGAGGAGAUUUGCCAAAUGGUUGGUAUUCCUAUGGAGCAGGGUGCUGCAGAUGUUUCUGUCGAUGAAAAGGCUGACACUUUAUAUCGCAUGGGUAAGGCCAACUUAAAUCUGCUACUCCAAUUUGACCGGCCGGAGGUUCAAUCAUUACUUGCGUCGUCUAUUUAUAAUCUGAAUGCUCCAAAUGUAGUAUACUCUGCUAUACCUAACGAAGAAGAAAUUGAGGACAACGAAGAAGCGUUCCUUUCCGCUGAGGCUGAUCCCAACACACCUCAUGCUGAAGAGGCUCCUACUCCCACAACAACCGAUCCAGUUAAUUUCGGUGAGGAGGAUGAGGAUACAUUGCCCGUUGAGAGGGAGAGUGAUAUUCGUCGCAGUUGGCGUAGGAGACUGCAGACCCUGACUAAGGAAACCAGGCUUGCGCUUGUGAACAUGGGUAAGAGCUUGAAGGACAUUGAGAACGUAUCAAGUAAUAUUGAACAGAGGCGAGCCUAUGACUCUGUUGUUGAAUUUUGUGAGGUCGCUGAGAUGUUCCGUCAAUGUGACUAUGCCAAUUUAUUGAAUCAGUCAUUUGACGAUUACUACGAGAAGGCGAAUCCGCAUGACACAGGUGUUGAUGACAGUUCUUCAACUCGUAGAGAGCUUCUUCAUACUCGCGUUGCCAAGAACCUUUGUGGCGUGUUGCCUCUUGUGGGCAAGGCAGCUAAGUAUCAUAACGUCAGAUUCCAUCGACCUGACUUUCGUUCGGGUCUUUUUGCAGAGCACCUCAAGGUACUGCGUGGUAAUUACAGCUCUGAAUGGUGUGCUUGGCCUUGCAAGCCGUUAUUGCAUAGCAAUUUGGUUACAAGUUUCACAGAGGAAUCUGGUGGAGCUGAUGACGUCAAGAGUCAUCCAUCUAAUUAUUUCAUCCACUCCAGGGAUUUAUCGCUGAAUGAUGACUGCAAGGUCGCUUUAAUGGAGUAUGUUGAGCAGCACCCACUGUUAUUGGCUAAUUGUGGAAUGGCAUCACGUGUUGACAACUAUGUGAACCACAAGGAAGAUGAAACGCGCAAAGACGUUGCUUUCCUUGGUCCUUUGGGCACAUUAUGUCAGGCUAAUGAUGGUAUAGAGCUUUUCGGUGUUAAGUACAAUGUCCCGCCAGGUGACGGUCAGACAAUUUUAGAAAGCACUUUAUUUAAGGCGCCAAUAUUUGUUCACCCUCGUCCAGGUUCUACUUGGGAACAAUCUCUAUCUAUUAACACCACUGACUUUUUACUGACUAGAUCUCGUGGAGGUGGUGAGACCGUGAUUCGAUUACGUCCGCUCACUUGGCAAAAUGGUGUGGCUGUAUACACCGUUGGUCAGUGUGAACCAAAGGUUGACAUUCCUGCACCUGGUUCUAAGACAUUUGUGGAACAUACCAACGAGCUUUUGAAGGCGUGGGUGUUGAAAUCUGUUAUGGUUGGAUCCAUAUUGGAUGUAAAGCAUUUACGUAAGGAGGCUCGUAAGAAAUUCUGCCCAGUAUUGAGUGAAAAGGACAUUUCUCAUAUGUUGAAGCAAAUUGAGAGUACGCCCAUAUUUAGUUUACGUGCUCAGGCGUUAGAGCGCCUGAUUCAUGGAGCCAUUAAACCAGAGUUGAUCUGUGCAUUGGAGAGUGCCCGUGCUGGUAAAGCUCGUUUGGCUACUAUGGGUAUUCUCCAUUUGAAGAAUCCAGAUAAUGUUGGUGGCAUAUACGAUAAAAUGGAGAAGGAGGAGCGCCAGUACCAGCAGAGUCAGCAAGCGAUGGACAAGCGUUUGCGUGAGUUGAAGAGCAGUUAUGCGAAACGUUUAGAAGCCCAUGGCGUCACUGGGGAGAAGCUUGACGCCGAAAUGCAACAAUUUGACUUUGGAUUGCAUGUAUCUAUGUACGGUCACCUCGAAGAGCGUACCAUUGCACCUAAGGUUAAGUUCAUCAAGGAGCUGCUUGACCUUACUCCUUGGAACAUUUCCCGUGAUGUUAGGCAGGUAUUAUCAAAUCGUGGUACUUCACAAUUUGCUCUAUAUGGUUAUGGCGAUCCCAGUGGUAAUUUGGGCGAAGGUAUCAACUUAUUGAAGCGCCAGGCAAAUGACACGUCGGUUGAUAGUUCCAACGCAGGUGAGGAUCUUCGUAAACUGUCGAUGGAUGAAUUACGCAAGCGUUUACUUUGUUAUGGUGUUUCUAAAGAUGUCAUUAAAACACUACCGCGUUGGGACCAGGUCGCAUUAGUGCGGAAGUAUCGUGACAGUUUCGGUGGUCAGGGUCCAUCUGACGGUGACCAUCUUUGGCGUAUUCCUCCUGAGGAGUAUGAAAAGAAGUUGAACGAUAUACUUUUACGUCAGAAAGCGGCGCUUUCAAGGGACAGUCCUUUACCAUCUGAGGACGAGGCUGACCGUGAGGAUGCUGAGGGCAUUGCUGAUGCUCUACUAGAGGAAUUCGAUGACGCCUCCUUCAAGGAUGACGAGAUUGAGAGGCGUGAGCUUGAGAUUUUACGUCAGUUACGUGAGGCUCAAAGUUCUGGCCCUCUUAGUGAGGAGGAGCGCAUGGCUGAGGUCAACAAGUUAAAGGCUGUGCCUGGCAUAAUGUGGUUACGUCAAAGCCGCAACGUUGCUAAUGAGGAGUUCGAAAACCCGCGUGCUGUGAUUAUAUACGGUGAGGAUAAUGCACGCAAGUUAUUAAGGUGGCGUGCUCGGCGUGUAGCUGCUAAAAAGAGCAACGUGCAUGGUGAUGUUACUACUAAUCCCGCUGUCAGUGGUAAGCGUAUUUGCCGAUCUUGUGGUCAAUCUGGCCACAUUGCUUCUAAUCCUAAAUGCCCAUUAUAUAAGGGUGACAAGUCUCGUUCAUUGGGUGACAUUACAAAUACAUCUAAGCCACCAAUUUAUACGCCUGCUACGACCCGUAAGAUACAAAAGUACAGUGAUUCCAGUGAUAAUGAGAUUACUGCCAGUACUGCUGCUUUGGAAUGUGACACUACAGAGUUUGUAUUGCGCCAGUUUGAUUCUCGACACAAAAGACGGCUUACUUAUCAGUUUUCUGUUGACGAUAGUGAUGAAGGUAACGACCGGUUUGACGAUGGCAGUGUUGUUGCUUCACGUCGCAAAAACGUGCGUAUCGGUGACACAAGUGCGGUUCCUGUUGCUAAUUUGAGCAGUAACAUGGAGCAGUUGAUGAAGGCGGUGUCUAAGGCUGUGCGUCUGAUUGAGAAGGAGGCACGUUUCAGGCCUUUUGCGAGUCGGAUUCCAGAAAGUGUUGCUCCGAAUUACUACCAGAUAAUUAAGACUCCAAUGUGGUUAUCUCUGUUGAAGUCUAAGUGCAAGACUCAGUGCUAUAGUGACAUGGUUAAUGUACUGGACGACCUUGCUUUGAUUGAGCUGAACUGCAAGAAAUAUAACUCUGAGACUUCUCCUAACGCGUGGUUACGUAAAAUGAGUGAGGUAUUGGUAGACGAGUUGCUAAUGCGCAUUCAACAGCUUACUAGUCAUUUGGUGUCUCCCUCUGUUAUUGAGGAGUGGGCGCGCGAGCAUCGGGCUAACCGUAUUGUAGCUACAUCACCUCCUGCUGAUUCUUCCACGGCCAACACCGUAAAUCCACCUAACGUGGAAAUAAUUUAAUUAAUUAUGUUGCUGUGUGUGCGUAUUCGUUUGUUGGUGG